Messenger RNA from Verticillium nonalfalfae, 1398 nucleotides. RefSeq lists its product as uncharacterized. The transcript has 3 exons. The record is from RefSeq and is a predicted model, not a curated record. Bases 1 to 1398 code for a protein of 465 amino acids. Gene Ontology annotation, cellular component: cytosol. NCBI's taxonomy places the organism in Eukaryota, Fungi, Ascomycota, Sordariomycetes, Glomerellales, Plectosphaerellaceae. Gene Ontology annotation, molecular function: argininosuccinate lyase activity.
AUGGCAUCUGGAAAGGCACCUGCAGAAAACAUGCUUUGGGGCGGCCGCUUCACAGGCGGCCUCGAUCCCCUCAUGCUCCAGUACAAUGCGAGUAUUCAAUACGACAAGCUCCUGUUCAAGGAAGACAUCCUCGGCAGUAUUGCGUUUGCUCGCGCAAACGCCAAGUCUGGCAUCAUUUCUAAGGACGAAUUCACUGAAAUCGAGCGAGGCCUCCGGGAGGUUCAGAAGGAGUGGGAGGCUGAUGCCUUUGUUAUCAUGCCCAACGAUGAAGAUAUCCAUACCGCCAAUGAGCGCCGGCUUGGUGAGAUUAUUGGCAAGGACAUCGCCGGCAAGCUACACACGGGUCGCAGUCGCAAUGAGCAGGUUGCCUGCGACAUGCGUCUGUGGCUUCGCAACCAGAUCGAGGAAAUUGAGGGCCACCUGAUUGCCUUGAUUGAGGUGAUUGCCGCCCGCGCUGAGGCCGAGAACGGCGUUCUCAUGCCUGGAUAUACGCAUCUCCAGCGUGCCAUGCCUGUCCUGUGGUCGCAGCAUCUGUUGUCAUUCGGCUUCUACUUCGCGAACGAUCUGGAGCGGCUGCGCGAGACUUCAAAGCGUGUCAACAGGAGCCCGCUUGGUUGUGGUGCUCUUGCUGGCAAUGGCUUCAACAUUGACCGCGAUAUGAUGGCCGAGGAGCUGGGCUUCGCAGACAUUCUAUGGAACUCCAUGAAUGCUGUUAGCGACCGAGAUUUUGUCACUGAAUUCCUGCAGUGGGGCAGUAUGUUCAUGCAACAUAUUUCUCGAUGGGCUGAGGAUCUUAUUCUGUAUUCCUCUUCCGAGUUCGGCUUUGUUUCCAUUGCCGAUGCUUAUUCGACUGGAAGUUCUUUGAUGCCGAACAAGAAGAACCCAGAUGGCUUGGAACUCUUGCGAGGAAAGGCCGGCCGAGCAUUUGGCCACAUGGCUGGCCUCAUGAUGACCCAGAAGGGCCUGCCCAGCACAUAUCAAAAGGACUUGCAGGAAAGCUGGGAACCCAUGCUGGAUCAUGUGAAGACUAUCUCUGAUAGCCUUCAGAUUGCACAGGGUAUCCUCUCCACUCUGACGAUCAGGCCAGAGCGGAUGAAGGCUGCCCUGGAUCCGUUCAUGCUGGCCACUGAUCUUGCUGAUUAUCUCGUGCGAAAGGGUGUUCCCUUCCGUGAGACGCACCACAUCUCUGGGCGAUGUGUCGCCACGAGCGAGAAGCUCGGUAUUCCGAUGAACGAGCUCUCGCUGGAGCAACUUCAGGCUAUUGAUAGCCGAUUUGGGGAGGACGUUGCGCAGACAUUUGACUACGAGCGAAGCGUCGAGAUGAGGUCGGUCAAGGGUGGUACUAGUCGGUCAAGCGUUCUGGAGCAGAUCAAGGUUCUUAAGGCCACACUGGCGUAG